AAAACUAAAAACAAAAAAAAAAACAUAUAGCAAAAGCAAACACAAGAAAAAGAAAUCAAAAGAUGUCCGCAAGUGGAAGUUCAUUUACGUUUAAAAAACGCGUUUUAAAGAAACAGCAAACUCGUAAAAAACAUGACUCUUCAUCAGAUUCAAGUAGCAACAGCGACGCUGAGAAAUCAGCAGUUGUUCGGAACGAAGGCCGACGCAAGAGAACUAAUCCAAAUUUCCAAAGUACCAAGCUAAUGAGUGCCAAACGAGAAAAGUUGGCAGCACAAUCAUCUUCAGACGACGACUCAGGAGAGGACACUAAUGUCGUGGUUUCGUAUAAAUCCAAUAAAAGUGCAAUGCCAGUCGGACCCUCGGAUCAGGGUGCCACUGCCAUAAAUGAGUUCGAAACAGAAUUGGAUCGCGAUGCACAAGCUAUCCAUGCCAAAGCCAUAAAAAUAAAUGCUGAGCUAGAGGGCAAGGAGGACGAUAAGAUAUAUCGUGGCAUAAAUAACUAUGCACAGUACUAUAAGAAGAAGGACACUGCUAUGGGCAAUGCAAGCUCUGGAAUGGUUCGCAAGGGACCGAUGAGAGCACCAGCGCAUCUGCGUGCCACAGUCCGAUGGGAUUAUCAGCCAGAUGUAUGUAAAGAUUACAAAGAAACUGGGUUCUGUGGCUUCGGGGAUAGUUGUAAGUUCUUGCACGAUCGAAGUGACUACAAGGCUGGAUGGCAGGUAGAGUUGGAUCAUGCUACGGAUCAGCGAGGCGAAGGCGAGUCCGAUGGAGAUGAUACGAAGUAUGAAAUUCAUUCCGAUGACGAGGCACUUCCGUUCAAGUGUAUUAUAUGCAGGGACAGUUUCACAAAUCCUGUGAUGACCAAGUGCAAACACUACUUUUGUGAAAAAUGUGCUUUGGAGAACUUCAAGAAGUCAAGUCGUUGCUUCGUGUGUAAUCUGCAGACAAAUGGAAUUUUCAAUCCUGCCAAGGAACUUAUAGUUAGGUUAAAAAGUCGCCCUGAUAAUGAUAUUGGCGACUCGGACAGUAAUUGAUAAAUAUUGUUAAUAUUUUAUUUUCAAUUAAAGUAUCUAGUUCAAAUA
Eupeodes corollae is the source of this 1082-nucleotide messenger RNA. It is a transcript of the gene mdlc, whose product is annotated as E3 ubiquitin-protein ligase RNF113A. Lineage: Eukaryota; Metazoa; Arthropoda; Insecta; Diptera; Syrphidae. Gene Ontology annotation, molecular function: metal ion binding. Gene Ontology annotation, biological process: snoRNA splicing. The record is from RefSeq and is a predicted model, not a curated record. Gene Ontology annotation, cellular component: U2-type spliceosomal complex. Bases 63 to 1034 code for a protein of 323 amino acids. The transcript has 3 exons.